Molecule: messenger RNA, 3427 nt
Organism: Bactrocera dorsalis (oriental fruit fly)
Lineage: Eukaryota; Metazoa; Arthropoda; Insecta; Diptera; Tephritidae
Exons: 2
Coding region: 575-1918 (447 amino acids)
Molecular function (GO): zinc ion binding; nucleic acid binding
Source: RefSeq, a predicted model, not a curated record
UUCGAACCAGUGAAUAGCGAUCGCAGUUCGAAACUGUGAUCGCAGUUCGAACCUGUGAAUUACGAUCACAAUAGCAAAUAGCAGAAAAGUAACAACUUUCUUCAGGGUAUUGUAUUGUUACAAAAGUAGUAUUAAGUUGUAUUUGUAUUGCUAUAUGCAUCCCUUAUUAUGAACAAUAGCUGUAGGUAUAUGGAAUAGCAUUUGUCUUGUUGUAGACAUCUGGCGCCGCACUGUUGCUUGUCUACUGGCGCCGCGGCAGUCUGCUUGCGUCUGGCGCCGUAUAGCAUUAUGUUCUGGUAAUUUCCAGACGCAAUAUUCUAGAAGGACACGUCGGCAUCAGCGAGAAGUGCGUGGCUAUAUAAGCCGUGGCAGCGCCAACGUAAUGAAUCAGUGCUAAGAGUAAACUGUUAUAGUGUAGACGAGUUGUAAAAUAAAGAGUUGUUGAAUUGAAUUAAACAGUAAACGGUUUUAUUUGUCAAUCCAGAGAUACGAACCUAGUAAAGUGAAACUAGCAAGGAGUAAAUUCGCAACAAUUGGUGUCAGAAGUGGGAUUGUCAAAUAAUCCAAAUUCAAGAUGGUUAAAUUCGGAGAAUUGAGAAUUCAGCAUUUGAAAAAGGAACUGGAGGAGCGUAAAUUGCCGAUAAGCGGGCAAAAGGCGGAUCUGCAGGCACGAUUACGUGAAGCAAUGGAAGCGGAUGGAAUUAAUGUGGACGAGUUCGAAUUUCAUGGGCCAGAAACUUCUACAAAGGUAGAAGAAAAAGUAGAAGAACAACGAACAUCAUCGAGUGUGGACAUGAACAUGCUAUUAGUGGCUAUACAGAAAAUAGGUGAAAAUACAGAAAAUGCAGUGCAAACAGGAAAUCGUCUGGCACAGCAAAUAGCUGAAAAUGCAGAAAAGGCAGUGCAAACAGAAAAUCGUCUGGCACAGCAAAUAGCAGAAAAUACAUCACAGUUAAAGUCUUGCCUUACACAACAAAUGACUGAAAAUAAUACGCAGUUAGAAAAGCGUUUGGCACAACAGAUUACAGAAAAUAAUACACAAGUGCAAGAGAAAUUUUCAAAAUUUGAAGACGAAUUAAGCACUUUAAAAAAUGACGAAGAAAAUUUAAAAUCAGAAGUUCUUCAGUUAAGUAAUCGUGGGCGAGAACUGCAACUACAUGGCCCUGCACCAUCAACAAAUAAUCGAAGAUUGAAGGCACCCACAUUCGAUGGAAGUAUUCCAUUUCAAAUUUUCAAACUUCAGUUUGAAAAGACAGCAAUGGCCAAUAACUGGAAUGCAGCGGACAAAGUGGCGUCCUUGUUUGUAUCAUUGAAAGGACUUGCGGCAGAAAUCCUUCAGACUAUUCCAGACUGUGAACGGGACAACUAUGAGGCAUUGAUGAGUGCGAUAGAAAGACGAUAUGGUAGUGAGCACCGGAAACAAAUAUACCAGAUCGAACUGCAAAAUAGGGGUCAGAAGAUGAACGAGUCAUUGCAAGAGUUCGCAACUGAAAUAGAACGACUGGCUCAUUUGGCAAAUGCAGAUGCACCUGUGGAUUACAUUGCGAGGGUAAAAAUUCAAUGUUUCAUAAAUGGAAUUCGUGAUGUGGACACCAAACGCGCCACAUAUGCAUUGCCAAAAAGAACGUUUGCUGAAACGGUUUCGCACGCCCUCACACAGGAAACAGCUUCCCUACUAAGUAAACCAGCACACAAAGUACAAAGGGUUGAAAUGGAACAACCGGCGCUGAUGGAAGAAAUACUGAAGACUCUGAAGACAAUUGCUGCACCGCGAGUAAAUACAACAGGAAGAUGUUUCAACUGUGGAAAAGCGGGUCACUUUGCCCGAAAUUGCAAUAUAAAAGUAAACCCAUCAAAACGGAAACAACCAACAGAUAACGAGGACGGAGCAUCCGCAUCUCACAAGUCGUUAAACUAAAACGGAACAGUUCAAAGGGGCGUGAGCUGGUUCCCACAACUAUUUGCCCCGCCAUCUCGAUAUCACAAAUAGGUCGCCAUGACAACAAUCUUACUACCAACGGCAUCGUAAAUGGACGACUGUCAACGCUUACUUUGGAUACUGGUGCCACACAUUCAAUUAUCCGACCGGAUGUGGUAAGAGGAACGGUUGAACCAUUAGUCGGUUGCAAGCUUCGAACGGCCACCGGGGAGGAAGCAGCUGUCGCGGGAAAAGUGUUUUGCGAAGUGAUGAUUGGUACCCUGGAAGUUAAUCACACCUUCAUCGUAGCAGAAAUCACGGAUGAAAUUAUAAUGGGAGUAGAUUUCUUGAUUGAUCACGGGGUUACUUUGGAUUUAAACAAGCAAAUGCUGUUUUGCCAGAACAUGGAGAUGCCUAUAAACACCGGAUAUGUGACCAACGUUGAAAGUAAGAGGGUGAUUGUUGAUGAUAAUCAGAGUAUUCCACCAAAAUCUGAGGAGCUUGUAUGGGCUAAGGUGAAUGGAGGAGGUGGGACUGAAGAGUUGUGGAUUGUGGAACCAACAAACAUAGAUACACCCAUAUUGGUAGGAAGAACGCUUGUGAAAACUAGAGAAGACGCCACCAUUCCGGUCAGAGUAGUGAAUGAAUUCAACACGCCUAUAAGUCUGAAGAAAGGAGCAGUAAUUGGACAGUGCCAGAAUAUAAGUGCAAUAGCACGAUGCGAACGGUCACAACAGAAGCCUACUAUUGAGCCACAGCAGACAAGUCCUACACUCCUAAACAAUUUGCUGAAUGAGGUGCAUGGAUAUGAAAAAUUAAAAGCAGAAAAACUAUUAGAAAAAUACGCAUCCAUAUUUGCAAACGAAGGAAACAACACAGGAAGAACCGGCAUUGUCAAACAUCGCAUAAAUACCGGAGACGCUAAACCAAUCCGACAAGCUCCGCGUAGGGUUCCACUAGCGAAACGUGAAGAUGCUAACAAAAUUAUUGAAGGAGAAAAGGAGUUUUACUUAAAAAAAACUUGAUAUACCCCGGUGUUGGAUCGGCCAGGGUUAUUUUUUGUGAAGCGCGGCCGAAGGCCGCCAAUGCGAAAAGGAGUUUUAAUUAAAAAAAACCUGAUACACCCCGGUGUUGGAUCGGCUAGGGUUAUUUUUUUGAAACGCGGCCGAAGGCCGUCAACGCGAAAAGGAGUUUUACUUAAAAAAACUUGAUACACCCCGGUGUUGGAUCGCCCAGGGGUAUUUUGUUGAAGCGCGGCCGAAGGCCGCCAACGCGAAAAGGAGUUUUAUUUUUUUUGAAGCGCGGCCGAAGGCCGCCAAUAAAGCCUUAAAACUUUUCUUAUUACAAUGGAAAAUUUAUUUCAGAUAGUAUUUGUUUUCUGCGUUUGAGUUUUUAUAUCCAUUCUUAUUCGUUUGAUAUAUGUGUAAUUAUGGCAACACUUAAUAUCUGGUGAUUUUUUAAGAGCUUGAUAACUUUUUUUUAAAAAAAAACGCAUAAAAUUUGCAAAAU